Molecule: messenger RNA, 17015 nt
Organism: Misgurnus anguillicaudatus (oriental weatherfish)
Lineage: Eukaryota; Metazoa; Chordata; Actinopteri; Cypriniformes; Cobitidae
Source: RefSeq, a predicted model, not a curated record
AAAGAAGUUUCCCACUUCAACAAGACCUCACACAGACCCAUCCACGUAAACAAGACCCUGAACAUCAUUUCUCUGAACUGAGGCUGUGAAAAAGAAGAAGUCAUCAUGGGAGACGGUGAGAUGGAGUGUUUUGGCCCGGCGGCCAUUUACCUCCGCAAACCAGAGAGAGAGAGGAUCGAGGCCCAGAACAGCCCAUUUGAUGCCAAAACAGCCUUCUUUGUAUCUGAUCCAGAUGAGAUGUUCCUGAAGGGUACUCUUGUUAGUAGAGAGGGUGGCAAAGCUACCGUCAAAACUCAUUGUGGGAAGACUCUGACUGUCAAAGAAGAUCAAAUCUUUCCAAUGAAUCCACCCAAGUUUGACAAAAUUGAGGACAUGGUCAUGAUGACCCACCUCAAUGAAGCCACUGUGCUGUAUAAUCUCAAAGAGCGUUACGCAGCAUGGAUGAUCUAUACCUACUCUGGUUUGUUCUGCGCCACCGUCAAUCCAUACAAAUGGCUGCCGGUGUACGAUUCAAUUGUUGUGGCCGGAUACAGGGGCAAGAAAAGAGUUGAAGCCCCACCCCACAUCUUCUCCAUUUCUGACAACGCCUACCAGUUCAUGCUCACCGAUCGUGAUAACCAGUCUAUCCUAAUUACCGGAGAAUCCGGGGCAGGAAAGACGGUCAACACCAAACGUGUGAUCCAGUACUUCGCGACAAUCGCUGUGGCUGGACCGAAGAAAGCAGAACCUGUCCCGGGAAAAAUGCAGGGUUCGCUGGAGGAUCAAAUCAUUGCAGCCAACCCCCUACUGGAGGCUUAUGGUAAUGCCAAGACUGUGAGGAACGACAACUCGUCUCGUUUUGGUAAAUUCAUCAGGAUUCACUUUGGGACAACUGGGAAACUGGCGUCAGCUGAUAUUGAAACUUAUCUGCUGGAAAAGUCAAGAGUAACAUUCCAGCUGUCUGCUGAGAGGAGCUACCACAUCUUCUACCAGCUCAUGACCGGACACAAACCAGAACUGCUCGAGGCACUUCUGAUCACCACCAAUCCUUAUGACUAUCCAAUGAUCAGCAUGGGUGAAAUCACUGUCAAGAGUAUUGACGAUGUGGAAGAGUUCAUUGCCACAGAUACUGCUAUCGACAUUCUGGGCUUCACUGGUGAGGAGAAAGCAGCCAUCUACAAGCUGACAGGUGCUGUGAUGCAUCAUGGCAGCAUGAAGUUCAAGCAGAAGCAGAGAGAGGAGCAGGCUGAACCUGAUGGCACUGAGGAGGCUGAUAAAAUCUCAUACCUCAUGGGCCUGAACUCUGCAGACCUGCUGAAAGCUGUGUGUUACCCCAGAGUGAAGGUUGGAAAUGAGUAUGUGACCAAAGGUCAAACUGUACCACAGGUGAAUAACACAGUCAGCGCUCUGUGCAAGUCAGUUUAUGAGAAAAUGUUCUUGUGGAUGGUCGUCCGUAUCAAUGAGAUGUUGGACACAAAGCAGGCCAGACAGUUCUACAUUGGUGUGCUGGACAUCGCUGGGUUUGAGAUCUUUGAUUACAACAGCUUGGAGCAGCUCUGCAUCAACUUCACCAAUGAGAAACUGCAACAGUUUUUCAAUCAUCACAUGUUUGUGCUGGAGCAAGAGGAGUACAAGAAAGAAGGCAUUGAAUGGGCGUUCAUUGACUUUGGAAUGGACUUAGCUGCCUGCAUUGAGCUUAUUGAGAAGCCAAUGGGCAUCUUCUCCAUCCUUGAAGAGGAGUGCAUGUUCCCCAAAGCGACAGACAUGAGCUUUAAAAACAAGCUGCACGAUCAGCAUCUCGGCAAAUGCGCAGCUUUCCAGAAGCCCAAACCUGCCAAAGGCAAGGCAGAGGCUCACUUCUCUCUGGUGCACUAUGCCGGCACUGUUGACUAUAACAUUACUGGCUGGUUGGAAAAGAACAAGGAUCCACUGAAUGACUCUGUUGUGCAACUCUAUCAGAAGUCAUCAGUCAAACUGCUGUCCCUCCUGUAUGCUGUUAGUGCGGGCGAAGGUAAAAAUGACAGAACAAGUGUUGACAAUACAAUAGUUAUAAAAUUAAUUAUAAAAUUAAAUAUUCAUUAACUUGUAUCGCCUUCACACAAAACAGCUGAAGCUGCUGGAAAGAAAGCAGGCAAGAAGAAGGGUGGCUCCUUUCAGACCGUGUCUGCACUGUUUAGGGAGAACUUGGGCAAACUGAUGACAAACCUGAGGAGCACUCACCCUCACUUUGUGCGCUGUCUGAUUCCCAACGAGUCCAAGACUCCAGGUCUGAUGGAGAACUUCCUGGUUAUCCAUCAGCUGAGGUGUAAUGGUGUGCUGGAGGGAAUCAGAAUCUGCAGAAAGGGUUUUCCCAGCAGAAUCCUCUACGGUGACUUCAAGCAAAGAUACAAAGUAUUGAAUGCUAGUGUCAUCCCUGAGGGACAGUUCAUGGACAAUAAAAAAGCUUCAGAGAAACUCUUGGGCUCUAUUGACGUCGACCACAACCAGUAUAAGUUUGGACACACCAAAGUGUUCUUCAAAGCUGGUCUGCUGGGUGCUCUUGAGGAGAUGAGAGAUGAGAAACUAGCAGCGCUGGUGACCAUGACUCAGGCCCUUUGUCGUGGAUAUGUUAUGAGGAAGGUGUUUGUUAAGAUGAUGGAGAGGAGAGAAUCCAUUUUUACCAUCCAAUACAACAUCCGCUCAUUCGUGAAUGUGAAACACUGGCCAUGGAUGAAGCUUUACUUCAAGAUCAAACCUCUUCUGAAGACUGCAGAGACAGAGAAAGAAAUGGCAUCCAUGAAGGAGAACUAUGAGAAAAUGAAGGAGGAUCUAUCCAAGGCACUAGCGAAAAAGAAGGAGCUUGAGGAGAAAAUGGUGUCACUCAUGCAGGAGAAAAAUGAUCUUCAGCUGCAAGUAGCAUCUGAAGCUGAUAGUCUCAAUGAUGCUGAGGAGAGAUGUGAAGGUCUUAUCAAAAGCAAGAUCCAGUUCGAGGCCAAACUCAAAGAGACAACCGAGAGACUGGAAGAUGAGGAGGAGAUCAAUGCUGAACUGACUGCUAAGAAGAGGAAACUAGAAGACGAAUGCUCUGAACUGAAGAAAGAUAUUGAUGACCUGGAGCUCACCUUGGCCAAAGUGGAAAAGGAGAAACAUGCAACAGAAAACAAGGUGAAAAAUCUGACUGAGGAGAUGACCUCUCAGGAUGAGACCAUUGCCAAGCUAACGAAGGAGAAGAAAGCCCUCCAAGAGGCACACCAGCAAACCCUUGAUGACCUUCAGGCAGAGGAAGACAAAGUCAACUCUCUGACUAAAGCAAAAACAAAACUUGAGCAGCAAGUGGAUGAUCUCGAGGGUUCACUGGAGCAAGAGAAGAAACUCCGUAUGGACCUCGAGAGAGCCAAGAGAAAGCUUGAGGGUGAUCUGAAACUGGCCCAGGAAUCACUAAUGGACCUGGAGAAUGACAAACAACAAUCAGAUGAAAAGAUCAAAAAGAAGGACUUUGAGAUAAGUCAACUGCUCAGCAAGAUUGAAGAUGAACAAUCUUUAGAAGCACAGCUUCAGAAGAAGAUCAAAGAACUUCAGGCCCGUAUUGAGGAGCUGGAAGAGGAAAUUGAGGCAGAGCGAGCUGCUCGUGCUAAGGUGGAGAAGCAGAGAGCUGAUCUUUCCAGGGAACUUGAAGAGAUCAGCGAGAGGCUUGAGGAAGCUGGUGGUGCCACUUCUGCCCAGAUUGAGAUGAACAAGAAGCGUGAAGCAGAAUUCAUGAAGUUGCGUCGUGAUCUGGAAGAGUCCACCUUGCAGCAUGAGGCUACAGCAGCUGCUCUCCGAAAGAAGCAGGCAGACACUGUGGCUGAGCUGGGAGAACAGAUCGACAAUCUUCAGCGUGUCAAGCAAAAGCUGGAGAAGGAGAAGAGUGAGUACAAGAUGGAGAUUGAUGACUUAUCAAGCAACAUGGAGGCAGUGGCCAAAUCAAAGGGUAACUUAGAGAAGAUGUGCCGUAGCCUCGAAGACCAAUUGAGUGAAAUCAAGUCCAAGAAUGAUGAAAAUGUUCGCCAGCUCAAUGACACGAGUGCCCAAAGAGCAAGACUUGCCACUGAAAAUGGUGAACUGGCUCGUCAGCUGGAGGAGAAAGAAGCUCUUGUUUCUCAGCUGACCAGAGGAAAACAGGCUUUCACUCAACAGAUUGAAGAACUCAAGAGACAUGUUGAAGAGGAACUUAAGGCCAAGAACGCCCUGGCCCAUGCUGUUCAGUCUGCCCGCCAUGACUGUGAUCUGCUCAGAGAGCAGUAUGAAGAGGAGCAAGAGGCAAAAGGUGAACUUCAGCGUGGAAUGUCUAAGGCCAACAGUGAGGUGGCUCAGUGGAGAGCCAAAUAUGAGACUGAUGCUAUCCAGCGCACUGAGGAGCUUGAGGAUGCCAAGAAAAAGCUGGCCCAGCGUCUCCAGGAUGCUGAAGAAUCUGUUGAGGCUGUGAACUCCAAGUGUGCUUCUCUGGAAAAGACCAAGCAGAGAUUGCUGGGUGAAGUCGAGGACCUCAUGAUUGAUGUGGAGAGAGCAAACUCAUUGGCUGCCAACUUGGACAAGAAACAAAGAAACUUUGAUAAGGUCCUGGCAGACUGGAAACAGAAGUAUGAAGAAGGUCAGGCUGAGCUGGAAGGUGCUCAGAAAGAAGCUCGUUCCCUCAACACUGAGCUCUUCAAGAUGAAGAACUCUUAUGAAGAAGCUCUUGAUCACCUGGAGACUCUGAAGAGAGAGAACAAGAAUUUGCAACAGGAGAUUUCUGACCUCACUGAGCAGCUUGGAGAGACCGGAAAGAGCAUUCAUGAGUUAGAGAAAGCCAAGAAGACUGUGGAGAUUGAGAAAUCAGAGAUCCAGACUGCUCUGGAAGAAGCUGAGGGCACUCUGGAACAUGAAGAAACCAAGAUUGUUCGUAUCCAGCUGGAGCUGACCCAGAUCAAGAGUGAGAUUGACAGAAAGCUUGCUGAGAAAGAUGAGGAGAUUGAGCAGAUCAAGAGGAACAGCCAACGAGUGAUUGAUUCCAUGCAAAGCACUUUGGACUCUGAGGUCAGGAGCAGAAACGAUGCCCUAAGAGUCAAGAAGAAGAUGGAGGGAGAUCUCAAUGAGAUGGAAAUCCAGCUGAGCCACGCAAACCGCCAGGCUGCUGAGGCCCAGAAACAGCUCAGGAAUGUCCAAGGCCAGCUCAAGGAUGCCCAACUGCACCUUGAUGAAGCCGUAAGAGGACAGGAAGACAUGAAGGAGCAGGCUGCCAUGGUGGAGCGCAGGAAUAACCUGAUGCAAGCUGAGAUUGAGGAGCUGAGAGUUGCACUGGAGCAAGCUGAGAGAGGCCGCAAAGUGGCCGAGCAAGAGCUUGUGGACGCCAGUGAGCGUGUGGGACUGCUGCACUCUCAGAAUACAAGUCUUAUUAACACCAAGAAGAAGCUUGAGGCUGAUUUAGUCCAGGUUCAAGGUGAGGUGGAUGAUUCAGUCCAGGAAGCCAGAAAUGCAGAGGAGAAAGCCAAGAAGGCCAUUACUGAUGCUGCCAUGAUGGCUGAGGAGCUAAAGAAGGAGCAGGACACCAGUUCUCACCUGGAGAGGAUGAAGAAGAACAUGGAGAUUACGGUCAAAGACCUGCAGCACCGUCUGGAUGAGGCUGAGAGUCUGGCCAUGAAAGGAGGAAAGAAACAGCUCCAGAAACUGGAGGCCAGGGUGCGUGAGCUGGAGUCUGAAGUCGAGUCUGAACAAAGACGUAGUGCUGAAGCUGUUAAAGGAGUGCACAAAUAUGAGAGGAGAGUGAAGGAACUCACCUACCAGACUGAAGAAGAUAAGAAGAAUGUCAUGAGACUGCAGGAUUUGGUGGACAAGCUGCAGAUGAAAGUCAAGUCAUACAAGCGUCAAGCUGAGGAAGCUGAGGAGCAGGCCAACACUCACCUCGCCAGGCACAGGAAGGUGCAGCAUGAGCUGGAGGAGGCUCAGGAACGCGCUGACAUUUCUGAGUCCCAGGUCAAUAAGAUGAGAAUCAAGAGCCGUGAGAUUGGAAAGGGAAAAGAAACAGCAGAGGCAGCAGUGUAUGGUGUCGGGAUUGCUUCGGUUGGUGGCCUCUUCUCUCCUGUGCAGGGACAGGUGCCUGUUGAGGUGCCUGGCCCUGAUGCUGCCUUGCCGGGUACCUCUGCUCUCCCGCCUGUUACACCUCAACCCUCGGGCGCUGUUGCGCCUGAGCGAUUUGUUGUCGUACCACGUGAUCGACGCUGUCCAAAGUUUAAUGGGAAAUCUGGGUUGAACAUUGAUGAAUGGGUUGAGGAGGCACAGGCGUGUAUGAGAGUACGUUAUAUGUCGAGCACAGAUCAAGCUUUCUUUCUAUUUGACCAUUUGGAGGGGGAGGCUCGAGAAGAGAUCAGAUACCGCCCUGAUCUCGAACGCGGGGACCCCAAUAAGAUCAUUAAAGCGUUGCGUGACCUUUAUGGCUGUUCACAGUCUUAUGUCUCAUUACAAGAGGCUUUCUUUUCCAGAAAGCAACAAGAGGGCGAGACUCUGUUGGAAUUCUCUCUUGCGCUUAUGGGUUUGCUGGAACGAGUUAAGAACCGUGCUCCGCAUGUUAUCCCUAAUGCUGAAACCUUAUUGCGAGACCAAUUUGUUGAGCACGUCAAUGAUAGCGCACUAAGGCGUGAGUUGAAGCAGUUGGUUCGUCGCCAGCCUACUGCUACCUUAUUGGAGGUGCGUGGUGACGCGAUUAGAUGGGAACAAGAGGGGAUGCCUGGGGGGGCAAGAGGACGUAGUCAGUCGGCCCCAUUAGCGUACGGCAUUCAAUAUGGGGUGCGCGGUGGGACUCCGGCUGAAAUUUCUAAACCAUCUGAGCUGGGCGAAUUGAGGGAAAUGUUGCAACAGCAACAACAACAGUUGAAUCAGCUCACACAAACUCUUGCCCGUUUUCAAACUUCACAAAUGCGCAGUCGCUCUCCUCGCUCCGGUCCGGUUAUAUGUAGGCGGUGCCAACGACCGGGCCAUUUUGCUCGUGAGUGCGAUGGGGGACAGCGUUUCUCACGCCCUCCCCCGUCUGCUACCAGUUCCUCUACAGCCGAGAAUGAACCGCUAUUGGACACUGGUUCAAUGGUGUCUACUAUUACCGAAAGCUGUUUUCUGCGAUAUUUUGAGCCGUGGGGUCGAGACCGCCUUCAAAAUUGUCAAUGGUUACAACUUCGGGCUGCAAAUGGGCUUACUAUCCCGUAUGUUGGAUAUUUUGAAUUGGAUGUGGAACUUUGUGGCAGGUUGGUCGCUGGGUGUGGUGUCUUGGUGGUGCGGGAUCCUCCUGAUGGCAUGGGCUUGGACGUUCCUGGGGUGUUGGGGAUGAACGUCCUUGGCCGGUGUUAUCGGGAGCUUUUCGGACAGCAUGGCAGCGCCCUCUUUGACCUACCUGCGGUUACGCAAUUACCUGACGUAUCAAGCGCAUUGCAGUAUUGUCGUCAAAUAAGUGCUAGGGAGCUUUCCAAUCAUGUUGGGUGUGUGCGGGUGCGUGGACGUAGGGUGUGUCGCAUCCCAGGUGGCACAAUGAAGCUGGUGGCUGCAACUUGUUCAGCUCAGUAUGGUGAACGUACAGUUUUGUUUGAACCCCCAGAGUCAGGCCUCCCAGCUGGGCUUUUAGCAUCACCUGCUUUGGUGAGAGUAAAUCGAGGGACCGUUUAUGUGCCUAUAGUAAAUGUGGGCACUGUGGAGGUAACGCUCCGCCCUGCCACCGUGGUGGGUAAUGUAAAAGAGGUCUAUAUGGUGAGUUUACCAGCAGGGGUUAGUGAAGAGAAACCAGUAGUUGCCACAGUUCAGUCUCAUAGUGUGGGGGGAAGUCUUUCCUUGUCCCAACAGAUUGCGUCUCUUGACUUAUCGGUUUUGUCCUGUUCAGAGCAGGCCCAGGUUAGGGCCUUGCUGCAGAAAUAUCAAAUAGUGUUUUCGGGUCAUGACAGUGAUCUAGGUUGCACUCGUCUUAUUUCUCAUGACAUACCUUUAUUGGAUGAUGUCCCUGUGCGUCAACGAUAUCGACGGAUUCCUCCUUCUGAAUAUGAGAUGGUAAAAUCUCAUAUUAAUCAGUUGCUGGAGGCUGGAAUAGUACGUGAGAGUUGUAGCCCUUAUGCAUCUCCGAUAGUGUUGGUUAAGAAAAAGGACGGUAGUCUGCGCAUGUGCGUAGACUACCGUCACCUGAAUACCAAGACUAGGAGAGAUGCUUUUCCCUUGCCUCGUAUUGAGGAGUCUUUGGACUCCCUAGCAGGGGCCCGCUGGUUCUCCACAUUGGAUUUGGCCAGCGGGUACUUGCAGGUUCCUGUUUCUGAGCAGGACAAGUCGAAGACUGCAUUCUGCACCCCGUUUGGAUUGUUCGAAUGGAACCGCAUGCCCUUUGGCCUUUGUAAUGCUCCAAGUACAUUCCAGAGGCUAAUGGAGCGAAUAUUUGGUGACCAGCGGUGUCAGUCCCUACUUUUAUAUCUGGAUGACGUGGUGGUGUUUUCUUCUUCAGUGGGUCAGCAUUUGGACAGAUUGGAGAUGGUCUUGAGCCGUCUAGAGCAGGAAGGACUUAAGGCAAAGCUAGAGAAGUGUGCUUUCUUUAAGCCGGAAGUGAGGUAUUUGGGACACAUUAUAUCUGCACAAGGGGUGGCGACCGACCCUGGUAAAAUCACUGCUGUCGCACAAUGGCGUUGCCCCGAGACUGUGUCUGAGUUAAGAACAUUUCUUGGUUUUGCAAGUUACUAUAGGCGCUUUGUUGAGGGGUUUGCCAAGUUGGCAGCACCCCUACAUUGGUUGGUGGCCGAGGUGACGGGAGGUAAGUCAGGUAAAUCAGGCAAACAAAGAGGGCAGCAGUUGACCCAUGCAUGGACAGAGCAGUGUCGGAUAGCCUUUGAGGCCCUAAAAGAGAAAUUAACAUCCGCCCCAGUACUGGCAUAUGCAGAUUUUUCCAAAACCUUCAUUCUGGAGGUGGAUGCUAGCCAUGGGGGGCUGGGGGCAGUUCUCUCCCAAGAAUGUGAAGGCAAGAUUCGACCUGUAGCGUAUGCCAGUCGUAGCCUUAGGCCCACUGAGCGCAAUAUGAAUAAUUAUAGUUCAAUGAAACUAGAGUUUCUUGCGCUCAAGUGGGCCAUGGUGGAAAAAUUUAGGGAGUAUCUUUUGGGCCACAAGUGUAUUGUGUACACCGAUAAUAACCCUCUAAGUCAUCUAGCUACGGCAAAGCUUGGUGCUACAGAGCAGCGUUGGGCCGCAGAGUUGGCAGCGUUUGAUUUCGAGGUAAGGUAUAGGUCAGGAAGGAGUAACGGUAAUGCAGAUGCCCUGUCCCGCCAGAACUCCGUUUCACACUCCAAGGAGUUAGCUGUGGGUGUUGUGCUCCCUGAGUCGUUGCAGCAGGCCAUUGGUACAGGAGGUGUGCUUCAGGUAGAUGUGAGGAUGGUGAGUGUGUUGCCAGGCUAUUCUGCCUUUGACCUGCGUUCCAUGCAGGAGGCUGACCCUGCCAUCGGACAGAUGAUAAAGUUUUGGGAACUGGGUCAGCGCCCAGGGUCUGAGGAGCGGCGUCAGUUGAGUAAACCAGUUUUGACCCUGCUCCAGCAAUGGAACAGGUUAGAAACAAGGGAAGGAGUUUUGUAUAGGAGAAUAUUUCGCCCAGACGGAGGUGAGGAGUGCUCUCAGUUAGUGCUGCCUGAUGUUUUGAGGGAAGAGGUUUGGGUGCAGUUGCAUCAACAACAUGGGCAUCAAGGGGUCGAGCGCACAAGUGAGUUGAUUCGGCAACGAUGCUAUUGGCCAAAUAUGCUGGCUGAUAUCACUCGCUGGUGCCAGGAAUGCGAGCGCUGCCAGCUCGCCAAAGAUAAUCGGCCAGUAGCACGUGCUUUUAUGGGCCAUCUGUUGGCUUCAAGGCCGAAUGAAGUCCUUGCCAUUGACUUUACGGUCCUUGAGCCUUCAUUUUCAGGGCAGGAGAACAUAUUAGUGAUGACUGAUGUGUUUAGUAAAUUUUCCAUGGCAGUGCCCACACGUGAUCAAAGGGCUGAGACUGUGGCGCAAGUUUUAGUCGAGGAGUGGUUUUAUAAGUUUGGGGUCCCUGGCCGUAUUCACUCAGACCAGGGCCGGAACUUUGAAUCUGCCCUAAUCCGUCAGCUUUGUGACCUUUACCAGGUAAGGAAGUCUCGUACCACCCCCUACCAUCCGGCCGGCAAUGGGCAAUGCGAGCGAUUUAAUCGCACCCUGCAUAACCUGCUGCGAACAUUGCCAAGCUCUAGAAAGAGGGACUGGGUGUCGUGUUUGUCACAGGUGAUAUUCUGUUAUAACACCACUCCCCAUCAAGUGACUGGAGAGUCCCCAUAUUACUUAAUGUUUGGUCAGGAGCCCCAGUUGCCAAUAGACUUCCUGCUUGGGAGGGUGCCUGAACCGACCACAGGAAGUAUACACAGCUGGGUGGUGGAACAUCGUAGACGCUUGCAGGUUGCCUUUGAGGGGGCUCGUGAACGGCUGAAAAAUGCUGCAGACCGUCGGAAGAGACAGCACAAUCAAAAUGUUCGAGAUUUACCCUUGGCUGAAGGUCAGCAAGUUUAUUUAAGAGAUCAUGUAGUGCGGGGUCGCCAUAAGAUUCAGGACUUGUGGAGUUCGGUAAUAUAUCAGGUGGUUAGUCCUCCUGAACAGGGAGGAGCAGUGUAUACAAUUGCGCCGGUUACAGAUUUGGGCAAGGUACGAAGGGUGCAUCGUUCUCUUCUGAAGGCUUGUGUCCAGAAGGAGGUUUUGCCUGUCGAUCAGUCCAUUGGUGCGGUAGAGAGUCAGGGGGACACCCAGGAGUAUGAGGAAGCAGAUGAUGUUGAUGUAAUGGUAUUAGUACCAGGGAUUCCUCAGACUAUCCAGGAAGGGGCCUCCCAGAAUGUUGGGGAUCCAGCACAGAUUGAGGUCCCAGUGGGACUGCUGUCAGUGGGCUCCCCCACAGUGGGGGUGGUCUUGGUAGAACCAGAAGGGCAGGAUGUAGAACUUGGAGUAAGGGAAAGUGAAGCACCCUCUAGUUUUCAAAAUGAAGGGGUGGUUGCCCCUCGGCGCUCAGUCCGAACUGGUGCAGGUCGACAUACAAACUUACAUCGUCUUCCCCAGCCGAUACGAGGGGUAAGGAAUGGAGCUACUAGUAGCGCAGAGAUUGUGUCUAACACCAUUGUGGCUUUGUUCAGGCCUUGGAGAGAAGUCAUCAUGGGAGAUGCUGAGAUGGAGUGUUUUGGCCCGGCGGCCAUUUACCUCCGGAAACCAGAGAAAGAGAGGAUUGAGGCUCAGAAUGCUCCAUUUGAUGCCAAAACAGCCUUCUAUGUAUCUGAUCCAGAAGAGAUGUUCUUGAAGGGUACUCUUCUUAGUAGAGAGGGUGACAAAGUAACCGUCAAAACUCAAAGUGGGAAGACUGUCACUGUCAAAGAAGAUCAAAUCUUUCCUAUGAAUCCACCAAAGUUUGACAAAAUUGAGGACAUGGCCAUGAUGACCCACCUCAAUGAAGCCACUGUGCUGUAUAAUCUCAAAGAGCGUUACGCAGCAUGGAUGAUCUAUACCUACUCUGGUUUGUUCUGCGCAACCGUCAAUCCAUACAAAUGGCUGCCGGUGUACGAUUCAGUUGUUGUGAAUGGAUACAGGGGCAAGAAAAGAGUUGAAGCUCCUCCCCACAUCUUCUCCAUCUCUGACAACGCCUACCAGUUCAUGCUCACCGAUCGUGAGAACCAGUCUAUCCUAAUUACCGGAGAAUCCGGCGCAGGAAAGACCGUCAACACCAAACGUGUCAUCCAGUACUUCGCGACAAUCGCUGUGGCUGGACCAAAGAAGACAGAACCUGUUGCGGGAAAAAUGCAGGGAUCGCUGGAGGAUCAAAUCAUUGCAGCCAACCCCCUGCUGGAAGCUUAUGGUAAUGCCAAGACUAUAAGGAACGACAACUCGUCUCGUUUUGGUAAAUUCAUCAGGAUUCACUUUGGGACAACUGGGAAACUGGCGUCAGCUGAUAUUGAAACUUAUCUGCUGGAAAAGUCAAGAGUAACAUUCCAGCUGUCUGCUGAGAGGAGCUUCCACAUCUUCUACCAGCUCAUGACUGGACACAAACCAGAACUGCUCGAUGCACUGCUUAUCACCACCAAUCCUUAUGACUAUCCAAUGAUCAGCCAUGGACAAAUCACUGUCAAGAGUAUCGAUGAUGUGGAAGAGUUCAUUGCCACAGAUAGUGCUAUUGACAUUCUGGGCUUCACUGCUGAGGAGAAAAUAAGCAUCUUCAAGCUGACAGGUGCUGUGAUGCAUCAUGGCAGCAUGAAGUUUAAGGAGAAGCAGAGAGAGGAGCAGGCUGAACCUGAUGGCAAUGAGGUGGCAGAUAAAAUCGCCUACCUCAUGGGCCUGAACUCUGCAGACCUGCUGAAAGCUGUGUGUUACCCCAGAGUGAAGGUCGGAAAUGAGUAUGUGACCAAAGGUCAAACUGUACCACAGGUAGCUAACACAGUCAACGCUCUGUGCAAGUCAGUUUAUGAGAAAAUGUUUGCAUGGAUGGUCGUCCGUAUCAAUGAGAUGUUGGACACAAAGCAGGCCAGACAGUUCUUCAUUGGUGUGCUGGACAUCGCUGGAUUUGAGAUCUUUGAUUACAACAGCUUGGAGCAGCUCUGCAUCAACUUCACCAACGAGAAACUGCAACAGUUUUUUAAUCAUCACAUGUUUGUGCUGGAGCAAGAGGAGUACAAGAAAGAAGGCAUUGAAUGGGCGUUCAUUGACUUUGGAAUGGACUUAGCUGCCUGCAUUGAGCUUAUUGAGAAGCCAAUGGGCAUCUUCUCCAUCCUUGAAGAGGAGUGCAUGUUCCCCAAAGCCACAGACGGAAGUUUCAAAAACAAGUUGCACGAUCAGCAUCUCGGCAAAAGUGCAGCUUUUCAGAAGCCCAAACCUGUCAAAGGCAAGGCAGAGGCUCACUUCUCUCUGCUACACUACGCUGGCACUGUUGACUAUAACAUUACUGGCUGGUUGGACAAGAACAAGGAUCCACUGAAUGACUCUGUUGUGCAACUUUAUCAGAAGUCAUCAGUCAAACUGCUGUCCUUUCUCUAUGUCGCUCAUGCAGGUGCUGAAGCUGAAGCUGCUGGAAAGAAAGCAUGCAAGAAGAAGGGUGGUUCAUUCCAGACCGUGUCUGCACUGUUUAGGGAGAACUUGGGUAAGCUGAUGACAAACCUGAGGAGCACUCACCCUCACUUUGUGCGCUGCCUGAUUCCUAAUGAGUCCAAGACUCCAGGUCUGAUAGAGAACCACCUGGUUAUCCAUCAGCUGAGGUGUAAUGGUGUGCUGGAGGGUAUCAGAAUCUGCAGAAAGGGUUUCCCCAGCAGAAUCCUCUACGGUGACUUCAAGCAGAGAUACAAAGUAUUGAAUGCUAGUGUCAUCCCUGAGGGACAAUUUAUUGACAACAAAAAAGCUUCAGAGAAACUCUUGGGCUCUAUUGACGUCGACCACACUCAGUAUAAGUUUGGACACACCAAAGUGUUCUUUAAAGCUGGUUUGCUAGGUACUCUUGAAGAGCUGAGAGAUGAGAAACUUGCAGCACUAGUAACCAUGACUCAGGCUCAGUGCCGUGGAUUCCUCACAAGGAAGGAGUUUUACAAGAUGAUGGAGAGGAGAGAAUCAAUUUUUACCAUCCAAUACAACAUCCGCUCAUUCAUGAAUGUGAAACACUGGCCAUGGAUGAAGAUUUACUUCAAGAUCAAACCUCUUCUAAAGACUGCAGAGACAGAGAAAGAAAUGGCAGCCAUGAAGGAGAACUACGAGAAAAUGAAGGAGGAUCUGGAUAAGGCACUAUCGAAAAAGAGGGAGCUUGAGGAGAAAAUGGUGUCACUCAUGCAGGAGAAAAAUAAUCUUCAACUGCAAGUAGCAUCUGAAGCUGAUAAUCUCAGUGAUGCUGAGGAGAGAUGUGAAGGUCUUAUCAAAAGCAAGAUCCAGCUCGAGGCCAAACUCAAAGAGACAACCGAGAGACUGGAGGAUGAGGAGGAGAUAAAUGCUGAACUGACUGCAAAGAAGAGGAAAUUAGAAGAUGAAUGCUCUGAACUGAAGAAAGAUAUUGAUGACCUGGAGCUCACCUUGGCCAAAGUGGAAAAGGAAAAACAUGCAACAGAAAAUAAGGUGAAAAACCUGACUGAGGAGAUGAUCUCUCAGGAUGAAAGCAUUGUCAAGCUGACCAAGGAGAAGAAAGCCCUCCAAGAGGCACACCAGCAAACCCUUGAUGACCUUCAGGCAGAGGAAGACAAAGUCAACUCUCUGACUAAAGCCAAGGGAAAACUUGAGCAGCAAGUGGAUGAUCUCGAGGGUUCACUGGAGCAAGAGAAGAAACUCCGUAUGGAUCUCGAGAGAGCCAAGAGAAAGCUUGAGGGUGAUCUGAAACUGGCCCAGGAAUCACUAAUGGACCUGGAGAAUGACAAACAACAAUCAGAUGAAAAGAUCAAAAAGAAGGACUUUGAGAUAAGUCAACUAAUCAGUAAGAUUGAAGAUGAACAGUCUUUGGGAGCACAGCUUCAGAAGAAGAUUAAAGAACUUCAGGCCCGUAUUGAGGAGCUGGAAGAGGAAAUUGAGUCCGAGCGAGCUGCUCGUGCUAGAGUGGAGAAGCAGAGAGCUGAACUCUCCAGGGAACUUGAAGAGAUCAGUGAGAGGCUUGAGGAAGCUGGUGGUGCCACUUCUGCCCAGAUUGAGAUGAACAAGAAGCGUGAAGCAGAAUUCAUGAAGUUGCGUCGUGAUCUGGAAGAGUCCACCUUGCAGCAUGAGGCUACAUCGGCUGCUCUCCGAAAGAAGCAGGCAGAUACCGUGGCCGAGCUCGGAGAACAGAUUGACAAUCUUCAGCGUGUUAAGCAAAAGCUGGAGAAGGAGAAAAGUGAGUACAAGAUGGAGAUUGAUGACUUAUCAAGCAACAUGGAGUCAGUGGCCAAAUCAAAGGCUAACUUAGAAAAGAUGUGCCGCACUUUUGAAGACCAACUGAGUGAAAUUAAGUCCAAGAAUGAUGAAAAUGUUCGCCAGCUGAAUGACACAAGUGCCCAAAGAGCAAGACUUGCCACUGAGAAUGGUGAACUGGCUCGCCAGCUGGAGGAGAAAGAAGCUCUUGUUUCUCAGCUGACCAGAGGAAAACAGGCUUUCACUCAACAGAUUGAAGAACUCAAGAGACAUGUUGAGGAGGAACUUAAGGCCAAGAACGCUCUGGCUCAUGCUGUCCAGUCUGCCCGCCAUGACUGUGAUCUGCUCAGAGAGCAGUAUGAAGAGGAGCAAGAGGCAAAAGGUGAACUUCAGCGUGGCAUGUCUAAGGCCAACAGCGAGGUGGCUCAGUGGAGAGCCAAAUAUGAGACUGAUGCUAUCCAACGCACUGAGGAGCUUGAGGAAGCCAAGAAAAAGCUGGCCCAGCGUCUACAGGAUGCUGAAGAAUCUGUUGCGGCUGUGAACUCCAAGUGUGCUUCUCUGGAAAAGACCAAGCAGAGAUUGCUGGGUGAAGUCGAGGACCUCAUGAUUGAUGUGGAGAGAGCAAAUUCAUUGGCUGCCAACAUGGACAAGAAGCAGAGAAACUUUGACAAGGUCCUGGCAGAUUGGAAACAGAAGUACGAGGAAGGUCAGGCUGAGCUGGAAGGUGCUCAGAAAGAAGCUCGUUCCCUCAGCACUGAGCUCUUCAAGAUGAAGAACUCUUAUGAAGAAGCUCUUGAUCACCUGGAGACUUUGAAGAGGGAGAACAAGAUUUUGCAACAGGAGAUUUCUGACCUUAGUGAGCAGCUUGGAGAGACCGGAAAGAGCAUUCAUGAGUUAGAGAAAGCCAAGAAAACAGUGGAGAUUGAGAAAUCCGAGAUCCAGACUGCACUGGAGGAAGCUGAGGGCACUCUGGAACAUGAAGAAACCAAGAUUCUUCGUAUCCAGCUGGAGCUGACCCAGAUCAAGAGCGAAAUUGACAGAAAGCUUGCUGAGAAAGAUGAGGAGAUUGAGCAGAUCAAGAGGAACAGCCAAAGAGUGAUUGAUUCCAUGCAAAGCACUUUGGACUCUGAGGUCAGGAGCAGAAAUGAUGCCCUGAGAGUCAAGAAGAAGAUGGAAGGAGAUCUCAAUGAGAUGGAGAUUCAGCUGAGCCAUGCAAACCGCCAGGCUGCUGAGGCCCAGAAACAGCUCAGGAACGUCCAAGGCCAGCUCAAGGAUGCCCAACUGCACCUUGAUGAAGCCGUCAGAGGACAGGAAGACAUGAAGGAGCAGGCUGCCAUGGUGGAGCGCAGGAAUAACCUGAUGCAAGCUGAGAUUGAGGAGCUAAGAGUUGCACUGGAGCAAGCUGACAGAUGCCGCAAAAUGGCAGAGCAGGAGCUUUUGGAUGCCAGUGAGCGUGUGGGACUGCUGCACUCUCAGAAUACAAGUCUUAUUAACACCAAGAAGAAGCUUGAGGCUGAUCUGGUCCAGGUUCAAGGUGAAGUGGAUGACUCGGUCCAGGAGGCCAGAAAUGCAGAGGAGAAAGCCAAAAAGGCCAUCACUGAUGCUGCCAUGAUGGCUGAGGAGCUGAAAAAGGAGCAGGACACCAGUUCUCACCUGGAGAGGAUGAAGAAGAACAUGGAGAUUACGGUCAAAGACCUGCAGCACCGUCUGGAUGAGGCUGAGAGUCUGGCCAUGAAAGGAGGAAAGAAACAGCUCCAGAAACUGGAGGCCAGGGUGCGUGAGCUGGAGUCUGAGGUCGAGUCUGAACAGAGACGUAGUGCUGAAGCUGUUAAAGGAGUGCGCAAAUACGAGAGGAGAGUGAAGGAACUCACCUACCAGACUGAAGAAGAUAAGAAGAAUGUGAUGAGACUGCAGGAUCUGGUGGACAAGCUGCAGCUGAAAGUCAAGUCCUACAAGCGUCAAGCUGAGGAAGCUGAGGAGCAGGCCAACACUCACCUGGCCAGGCACAGGAAGGUGCAGAAUGAGAUGGAGGAGGCUCAGGAACGUGCUGAUAUUGCAGAGUCUCAGGUCAACAAGCUGAGAGCAAAGAGCCGUGAGAUUGGAAAGGGAAAAGAAUCAGCAGAGUAAAACCUGAAGCCUGAAUCACAACAGAAAGUAAUCAUAAAAUAUGAACUACUUGUAACUAAUAAAAAGUUGUUGUGUCCUUA